This is a messenger RNA of Diatraea saccharalis (sugarcane borer), 726 nucleotides long. Lineage: Eukaryota; Metazoa; Arthropoda; Insecta; Lepidoptera; Crambidae. The record is from the annotation of a GenBank genome assembly.
ACAAAAAUUCCAAGCAAAUUCAUACAAAUUCUCCAAUCAAAUUAUUGUGAGCGAAUCUUAAUUUAAAAGUUUUCAAUUAUUUUUUAUUGUUCUAAAUACCUAUAUAAACAGCAAAUUUAAUCAAGAAUACAUAUUAAAUACUAAAAUGGCUGGAUAUUCGGAAGAUCAAUUGGCAGAAUUCCAAGAAGCAUUUCAGUUGUUUGACUCUCGUGGAGAUGGGAAAAUCCAUGUAGCGCAAAUAGGAGAUGCCUUGAGAGCACUCGGACAAAACCCUACAGAGUCAGAUGUCAAAAAGUGCACACUCCACCUGAAACCUGAUGAAAGAAUAUCAUUUGAAGUUUUCCUGCCAAUAUAUCAAGCAAUAUCCAAGGCAAGAAGUGGUGACACAGCAAAUGAUUUCAUUGAAGGACUCCGUCACUUUGAUAAGGAUGGUAAUGGGUUUAUAUCCUCUGCUGAACUCCGUCACCUUCUGUCUACCCUUGGUGAAAAGCUGAGUGAUGAUGAAGUGGAGCAGUUGCUGCAGGGACAAGAGGAUUCUCAGGGCAAUAUCAACUAUGAGAAUUUUGUGCACCUCAUCAUGCAGGGCUGAGCGUCGGCAUUGUUUAGUGUCGAGUUCAGGUUAAUAAUUAUUCCCAACAAUUUCCAUUACAACUUAUUCCAAACAUUUAUUAGUUUUAAGGAUAAUAACAAAUUAUGAAUAUGAUAAAUAACAUAAUAAAUUUAUAU